UCCAUACAGGUGUUUUUACUCUAUCGUCCCCUUUUCACAAAGACAAUGUCUCUCCUUCACUCUCUUUGCUUUGCCCUCCUUCUUUCUCUUUGCAGUGGCUCUCACGUCCAACGGCAGGCUGUCCCUCUUGAUGGGCUUCUCCCGAAUGGAAACUUUGAGCAACUCCCUCGUAAAUCAAACAUGAACAAGAGGCAGAUCGUUGGCAAAUACUCACUCCCACACUGGGAAAUCUCCGGCCACGUGGAGCUCGUCUCCGGCGGCCCUCAGCCCGGCGGCUUCUACUUUCCGGUCCCACGUGGGGUCCAUGCGGUGAGGCUAGGCAACCUAGCCUCGAUCUCUCAGAACUUGAGGGUGAAGCCUGGCUCGACCUAUUCCAUAACGUUCGGGGCCACACGUACCUGCGCUCUGGACGAGAGGAUCCGAAUCUCGGUGUCGGGACAAGCGGCCGAACUGCCAAUUCAGACAUUGUUCAGUUCUAAUGGCGGCGAUACCUACGCUUGGUCCUUCAGGGCAGUUUCUAACGUUGUUAAGCUCACUUUCCAUAAUCCUGGUGUUCAAGAAGAUCCUUCUUGUGGGCCCCUUUUGGAUGCUGUUGCCAUUAAGGAGAUGCCUCCUCUCCGGUACAACAAAGGGAACCUGGUGAAAAACGGAGGAUUCGAGAUCGGCCCGCACGUGUUCAAGAACUUCUCCACCGGAAUCUUGAUUCCGGCGAAGAUCCAAGACGUGAUUUCUCCUCUCCCCGGUUGGAUCGUCGAAUCCCUCAAGCCGGUGAAGUACAUCGACAACCGCCAUUUCAGUGUCCCCGCCGGACUCGCCGCCGUCGAGCUCGUCGCCGGCAGAGAGAGCGCCAUCGCCCAGAUCAUCCGUACAGUUUCCGGCAGAAACUACACGCUGUCCUUUACCGUCGGUGACGCCCGCAACGGCUGCCACGGCUCGAUGAUGGUGGAGGCGUUCGCAGCGAAGGAGACGCUGAAACUGCGUUUCGAGUCGCUCGGAAACGGCGUUUUCAAGAAGGGGCGUUUGGCGUUUAGGGCCGUAUCGGACCGCACGAGGAUAACGUUCUACAGUGGGUUUUAUCAUACGAAGCUUCACGACUUUGGGCAUCUUUGUGGGCCUGUUCUUGAUGAUGUCGAGGUUGUUCCGGUCCAUUAAUUGAGAUUCGUUUUUCUAAUCAAAUCUUAAAUUUAAAUGGAAUGAUAAAUGUUUUUAUUCUA
Tarenaya hassleriana is the source of this 1214-nucleotide messenger RNA. RefSeq lists its product as uncharacterized. The record is from RefSeq and is a predicted model, not a curated record. The transcript has 3 exons. The coding region runs from base 46 to 1152 and encodes 368 amino acids. Lineage: Eukaryota; Viridiplantae; Streptophyta; Magnoliopsida; Brassicales; Cleomaceae.